UAUCCAGUGCUGAGUCCUAUUGCACUCGACUUUUUGCCUAUCCAAGGGUCUUCUGUCCCUUGUGAACGUGCCUUUUUGGAUGCUGGGCUCACAGACAUGAAGUGGUGUGCUCCCCUCCUCCCAAAAAACUUCGGUGACAUCCAAACUGUCAAGGGCACUUAC
Suillus plorans is the source of this 162-nucleotide messenger RNA. RefSeq lists its product as uncharacterized. The record is from RefSeq and is a predicted model, not a curated record. The transcript has a single exon. The annotation marks the transcript as partial. NCBI's taxonomy places the organism in Eukaryota, Fungi, Basidiomycota, Agaricomycetes, Boletales, Suillaceae.